AUGAACAUGAAAGCGUCGUGCGAGUUCGUCUUGUUGAGUGUGCUGUUCGCAUUCUCCUGGGGAAAAGACAUCCACAAAACUCGACUACAGCUGGGAAUCCCGAAGCAAUCUGUUCGCAUAGAAUCUAUAGAUGUACCACCCGCUGAACCGCCUGCUUUACAGGUAAAGAUGGUUAUCGAACCCGGGGACUUCUCCGUACAAUGGCCUAUACAGGGAGGCUCCGCCCGGAAGGGGUACUUUUUUCCGCUUUCUGGUAUACUAAAGGGUAGAGGUUUCACUAGUUGAGGUAUUUGAAAGGUUAGCGAAAUAUGUCUUUUCAGUUUUUUUAUAGUCCCAAAAGGGCUAACAGGUAGGGAACAUCUGAAAUGUCGCGUCAUACUUUCGCGUAUUUUGUAUACAUACACAUUGCAUGCCAUCAAAUGAUGAAAACAGUGAUGAAUCAAUGACAUCUCAGGAUAUGUUCAACGGAUAGCGCUUUGUGUCGACACGAUAUGCUAUCCUGUCAGGAUGUGAACAACUAUCUGACAAGUGACUCUCCACUUUAGAGACAGGCGCGGAGCAGCUUCACUCCCGGUUACUACAGAAAUCGCGCCGAUGUAGCCGUUCUUAUGUGAGAACAAAAGCCCUAUCCGGCAUGGUCUUCGUGCCGGCGCAAAAGGUUUCCGAUAUAGUGUGAACAGAACUCCAAUCUCAUUUUUAAUCCCCUCUUAGGUUAACUCGAAGAAGAAUUUCGAUUCACAGAGGUUUAUCUCAGAAGGUAUGUUUUAUUAAAUAUUUCCUUAUAAAUUUAGAGUCCUGUAAGAGAAUGCAGGUUAAUAUGUACAUUCCGGGGGGGGAAUCCCUUAUUUGUUCUAAGCGAGUAUGUGCUCAGUGAUGAACAGAGUGUCAGAUCAGGGUAUAGAACUUCACUAUGUAGCAUCUUGAACAUAUUAUAUACUGUCUGUUUGGACCAGACGCCUUGACAAGAGGGUCAAUUUUUACGUUUUUAACAGAAAAAAUCUUAUUCCAUGAUGUAUGCGAGAUGAAAUCAAUAAGGGCAGGAGCUAAUAACCCGGAGCGUGUAUUGCCAACUGCUAUACUUAGCCUAUGCAACGGCGCUUACACAGAUCAAGUUAUUUUAGCAUCAUUUUGGAGCACUUUUAUCGCAAAAAUGCAAGCACAGAGCCGUCUCCCGAUCAGGGUCUUAAAAUAAGGUAUCUUGUCUAAAACAGAGUAGCGAAAUUAACGAUUGUUGCCAUCAAAAGGAUCAGGGUUUGAUGAUCAGUCUACAUAAAACUUUCCCUUUUAAGCGCAACCUUUACUAACCCCCCCGCCUCCCCUUGUAAGGUCGUUCUUAUAGGAUAAGUGAAUAUCUACCUUAGUAACAAUUAGCAAACAAUUCUUGCAAACACCACUUGGACAAACAGCAGCGAGGGAAAGCCGGAUCUGGUUGAAGAUCAGAAUCAGCAAUAUAAAAUAAGGCUUAAAAUUGAUGGCAAGGCUGAUGGGACAGCUAAGGGUUGGUAACUUACAGAUUUAUUUGCCCAGUAUUUCGACUAGACAAAGCUAGUCCUCAUCAGAGGCUUGAAAAACUAAGUGAGUAUAGAAUAAAAGGUUACAGUAUUUAAAUUUUGUCCUCUGAUCCCGUGAGGAAUUUUUAAAAUUAGAAUUGAUUUACUAUUGCUUUCAUGUUAUCAUGAUACUAAUAGCUAACAGCGUAGUUCCACCGCACCACCAGAUAUAUAAAGCACGCUCAGCCCUCACAAUCGCUUGAUUGACCAAUCAAAAAGUCUUUAUUGACAAAAUCACAGCCCAAGCCAGCUCAGCCUUGUUCGCAGCCAGUUUCCCUGAGAAAUAGAAAAGAGAGGUACUGGGAACGAGCUUGUUUUCUUUUUACUUGAUAAACGCGAAAACUGAACUCAAAUUUCAAUGCAUACUGUGUGGGAAAAGCCAAAUAAAUAGGCUAACCUUUCUUUACACUUCCGCUAGCCCCUUCCCACGCCCUUAGCGCUUUGGGUUGCGUUAUCCGAUUCUCGCGUUGUUCCAGUUCAGACCUUCCAGAUCAUGUUCAAAAGCCAGUUAUGCUGUAAAGUGACUACAAAUGUCUCGUGUUGUUUCUCUCUCAGAUGCAAGUUGUGUUGACAAAUCGCCUUCCUGUGGCUACUGGGCGCUCAGAGGCGAAUGCAAAAAGAACCCAGGUUACAUGGAAGGAAACUGCUGUGUUUGGUGCAACCACAUAAUAAGUAUGUAAUCGGAAAAUGGAACGUGUCUUCUUAUAAACGUUGAAUCUUUCCAGUUGUAACGACUAGGUUCUGUGUAAUCUUAUACACAGCAGGUUAUUUGUAACGAAACGCAACGUUCCUUCCCACAAGCGGCCAUGAGCUGAUUGAAAACUUGCUUUUGUUACUCGAUAUUCUUUUUGGUGAGAUUCUGAAAUUUAAUAAUAAUAAAAAUAUUAUAAUUUGGAAGUUGUGAGUCAAGACGACCCAGGAUUUAACAAGAGAUCAAAAUGAACAGAUUCCUUUUCGGCUGUUUGUUUCUUCUUAUGGAUAGAUGUGAGGCAAAAGAAAAAUGGAACAUUCAGUGCCUUCUACUACCACCUUCUCCUUCCCCACACCUUUUCUUUGUGUAACUACUUAUUGCGGUAACCUAAUAAUAACAAAAAAAAUUAGUCUACCGCAGACAAAUCUUCAUCCGGGACUCUAGUGGUUUUCUUCUUUAGUGUAAAAAAUUGACUGAAAUGCAUCCCUCGAACGUGGGAUUUUUAGCAACAGCUGUCUACGAGGGUUACUAUGUGUUAAACGGUUGUUGUUUGUUUCAUUGUUUUUUUGUGUAGAUAACUUGGUAUCGGGAAAACAACCAUUUCUCUCGGGCCAAUGUAUUGAUUAUUAUUACAUUCAAUAUUACCUUUCGGGAUUGUCGCUUGCACAUUUUCCCGACGACCUUUCUCGAAACAGCUGUAUACUUUUACUAACAUGGAUCAUUGUCACCAUAGCUUUGCAGAACAUUAAAGCAAACUCUUGUAGCAACGAUAACUCUCAAUGUGUCAAUUGGGCAAAUAGAGACGAGUGCUGCAAAAACCCCGCCUAUAUGCUGGAAAAUUGCUGUUCGGCCUGCCAGGCUAAAGGUAAGCAAGUGAUCUUUAUCAUUGGCUCAAGCUUUUGUAAACCCUAUUUAGACGGGGGCGGGGGUUGGUUGAAGAGCGCCAAACUUGAGGACUCUUUCUAAAAUUUAUCUGGGAACAUUUCAAAGUCGUCGUGACGUGUAUGUCAACAGUGACGUUACCAUGGCAACCGAGUUUUGACAGCCAUGUUUUUCAAAAUUUGCAUUUUUUGUACAAAAAGGUUAUAUUUCUAUUUUUACUUAUUGAGUUAUUGCAUUACACUCAAUUUAGCAUUAUUUUAUCAAAGAGAGUGUUCAGCGGCGCGUGGAAGUCGCACAAAGGUACAGGCCAUCUAGGACUGAGUCCCGUAUUGCCCACUUGUUGGAUUUUUCACGGUAGCACCCAGUCUCAAUCCGCGGCCAGGCCAAGUUGGGGUUGAUAAUCUGAUGAAAUUUUUUAAGAAAUUUGGCUACCACAGGAGCUCAGCGCGGUGACGAGUCGUUUUAGUAGAUUAAACCAUAAGUAUAUUUGAAUUUUCCAAAGUUCUUAACGCUUUACUUUCUUUUUUAUCCAAGCACGCACAAAACUUUGUUGAUAGAUUGUAUGAUUUAGUUUUGUUAGUUCCGGUAAUUUUUAAAAUUUCGUUUUACGUUUUAAUUCUAAAACAAUAUCUGUUUAUUUUUCAGGCUACACGGCCCCACCCCCGUGA
Porites evermanni is the source of this 3791-nucleotide messenger RNA. Lineage: Eukaryota; Metazoa; Cnidaria; Anthozoa; Scleractinia; Poritidae. The record is from the annotation of a GenBank genome assembly.